GGGAGCCAUGGUGGAGCAGGCGGCAGUCAGAUCUCCAUUUGAAUAGGCUUCCAGAACAGAAACGAGACACACGAAUUGCACACUUAAUGCAAGUAGCAAUCUGGCAUAUAAUUUCACUUGGCCAAAUGUGAUGACGUGGGUCGAAACUGCUGUCCAUUUUGCCGAAAUGUCGGCCAUUGUUAGCUGUACGUCUCAUCUCGUGCAGAAACACUUCAGAGCUAGUAAAGUCGGAAAUGGAGAUCCCUUUGCUCAACUGUUGCAGGAAUUUAGAACACGACAAAGUCUGAGCUUCAUGGCUGUAGCAUCAUUAAUGGUUUAUCGAGCUGGUGCUAUCCCAAGUGUAACUGCAGGAAUACUUCUUGAAUUGCCAGGUGAAGUCUGCGCUUCUUUGUUGCAGUCUAAUGUGCGCAUGGAUUCGUUGCAGUCAUCCAGUGAAAGGUGUGAUUUAAAAUUGAGCUGUUGCAUGCAGUCUUUGGUGCUGAUGUUGUCUUGUAGUGCGGGAGAGUCCCAUGCUUCAAGUCUUCUGGGAUCAGCUAUAUCUGAGUUGACGCUGGAUCAUGCUGCAUUGCGGUUGCCGAAAUGUUGGACAUCUAGUAGAACAGCAAGAAGACUCCUUGAAAUGGUUUAUGUUUACGUAGCAUGUGAUGUUGCUGUCCAAUAUGGCAUAUGUUGUUGCAGCCUAUACUGGUGGAAGAUUUUUUGCAUCGAGUUAUGGCUGUUCCUUUGUGCCGGACUGCUGCCGUUUAUAUGUGGAAAAGGAACAGAAAAGUUCGUUGGUGUUGAAUCGCUGGUGUUUUGCUAA
Daphnia pulicaria is the source of this 802-nucleotide messenger RNA. RefSeq lists its product as uncharacterized. The record is from RefSeq and is a predicted model, not a curated record. Lineage: Eukaryota; Metazoa; Arthropoda; Branchiopoda; Diplostraca; Daphniidae. The coding region runs from base 131 to 802 and encodes 223 amino acids. The transcript has 7 exons.